AUGUUUCAGCCUCAACCCACGCCCUACUCCGCCUCGUCCUUUGCUUCCUAUCCGUAUGGCUUAGGCGCCGGCCACAGCCUCGACUUUUUGUUCCCCACGGGCGGAGCAGGCAUAGCAGCUGGAGCUGGAGCUGGAGGAGCUGGAGCUGGAGCUGGAGCUGGAGGCGGACUUGGAGCUGUAGCUGGAGGCGCUGGAGUUGGAGCUUCGGCUGGAGCUGGCCCUGGAAGCGCUCUCGGGCCAGCAUCUUGCGGUGCUCUCUAUCCGUACAGCUCGCCGUCUCCGCACUCGGUCUUGCAGCACCACCAUCUGCCCCAGCGGCGGCGACUCGAUCGAUCCGGCAGCCCAAUCAUCAAGAUGGAGGAGCAGGACUCGGCGCUGCACGACAUGGCCGCGCAACAGGCGGCGGCCGAGCGAUUCCAGCCGGGCCUCGAGGGACCGUUUGUCGGCGAAAAGACCCCCAGCGAUGCCAUCACCCAGGAAUACGCAAAGGCCGACCCUGUCUAUGUCGAGAAGACCAUCGCUCUACCACAGACAUACUCCCACUACCGCCAGAUCAAGGGCGAUGGAAACUGCGGAUGGCGCGCAAUUGCCUUUGCAUACUACGAAAAGCUCAUCGACCUCGGAGACCAAGGCCAGAUCGAGGGCGAGGUGGCUCGCCUCAUGAGCCUCGGCCACAUGAUCUCCAACAUCGGCCGCUACGAGUAUCACGAAGACUUCGCCGAAGAGGCGCACAACCUGCUGCGGGACAUUGCCGCCAACAUAGCAAACCCGGGCCUGGCUCGAGUGAUUUUGCUCCAGCGCUUCAACGACAGCACCAUCGAGGCCAACAUCAUCUACUACUUCCGCAUACUGUCGGCCACCUCCCUCAAGGCGAACGCGGCCAUCUACGACGACUUUGCUGCUGAUUUCGGCGGCAUUGCAAACUACUGCUCGCAGGCCAUCGACAUUGUCAACCGCGAGAUUGAGCACCUCGGCAUCAUUGGCCUGGCCAACCUGCUGCUCAAGCCCAUCGACUUUGUGCUGGAAAUCGCGUAUCUGGACCGCAGCCCCGGAAGCCAAGUUAACCGCUACCGAUUCCCGGAGGAGGCCAACUCGCAGGACACGACCGCUCUCGGGCCCACGCUGUACCUGCUAUACCGUCCCGACCACUACGACAUUCUCUAUCGAGCACCGCCCGUCCAGGCUCCCGCUCCGCCGGCCAUACCCGUCUCCGUUCCUGCGCCUUCUGGCUCUGCCGAUCUACAGAUCCACCGGGUGGACGGCUUCACCAACGGCCUCACAAUCAGCCCAACGGUUUUCGCGAACAACAUGGGUCUUCUCAACACGCUGCCGGGCUUCACCAUGAACUCGCUGGGUCAAUUGGGCGUGGGCGGAUUGGGCGAGUUGAGCGUGAGCGUCAUGUCCCCUUUGACGUCACCGCCGCCGGCGACCAGCCCUGUCGGCGAACCCUUUGUGCCAUCGCAGCAGUCCGGCCCCUGGGAGCCACAGUAUCCCGAGGUGUCACAGCAGCAGCCACCGCCGCCCUCGACGCUCCCUCCCUCUUCUGCGGUGGCGGUCAGCCCCAUGACUCCGAACGCCUCAAUGACACCCAGCCCUACCACGAGGAGUAGCAGCAUUAGCAGCCUUCUCCCCUCAAACCCCCCGGCACCGCCUGUGGCUUCCCCGUCGGGAUACCACAUACGGUUCAGCCCCGUCCAGCUGGAGUAUGAAGAGAGCAACCGCACUGGUAUCCGGGAGCCGGUCUUCCAGACGACGCAGAGCACCACGUUUAAGAACAGCGUAUGGAACAGAGCACACUACGGAAAUCCCGAUUUUCACCCCGAAGAAUACGUUCCGGAUGAGGAGCACUGGGAGAGACGUGGUGGACGCGCAAAGGCGAAGAGCAGCUCGUGA
Molecule: messenger RNA, 1893 nt
Organism: Trichoderma aggressivum f. europaeum
Lineage: Eukaryota; Fungi; Ascomycota; Sordariomycetes; Hypocreales; Hypocreaceae
Exons: 4
Coding region: 1-1893 (630 amino acids)
Biological process (GO): protein K48-linked deubiquitination
Cellular component (GO): nucleus
Molecular function (GO): cysteine-type deubiquitinase activity; ubiquitin binding
Source: RefSeq, a predicted model, not a curated record